CCUAGACAGGUGCUGUCCCCUGAACGCCCACCUCAGAAUAUUUCCGACUUUGCACCAACCCUGCCAUGUGAGCCAUGUUCUCUUCUCAGUUGGCGUACCAUGCUUAUGAACCGCAGGUGGUUGGUGAACACAUCCUUCACGUAGAUGCGUCCCAUGGUCCUGAGUCAAUCAUUGGGCUUGGGGCUGUGGCCCUUUUCGAAGCACUUCAGCUCCAUCCAGAAGUUGAAGUCAGACAUCUACGACUUUGGGAUGAGUCAGUGAGGCAGCGGAUGGACUACAGACUGGAGCAUGUGCGUGCGAAGAUGGCGAUGCUGUCGGCCUCUGCGUCGGCCACACAGCGGGAGAGCUUUGCAGCAGUGGAAGCCUUGGCAGCAGAAAUUGCCACCGCCAGAGGUCUGGUGGUUUCAGCUCCAAUGUGGAACUAUGGGGCGCCAUAUGCUGCUUGGGUAAGAAGCGCCCAUGCUGGCUAACCCCCAUCCCUGUGACCUCCGGAGCGCCCAGGUCGUGAAGCAAUACUUCGACUCGGUGGCGCAUCCAGGUCUCACCUUCAAGGAGACCUCCGAGGGGCCAAUCGGACUGCUGGGCUCUGGAAGGCUGCUUCACGGAGUAAAACUACAGCAUACCACAGCAGACCACAGCUACCAUAGAUCCAUCG
This is a messenger RNA of Durusdinium trenchii, 655 nucleotides long. Lineage: Eukaryota; Dinophyceae; Suessiales; Symbiodiniaceae. The record is from the annotation of a GenBank genome assembly.